GCAGCGUCCUUCGCAGCAUCCUCCCAGGCCCGGUCCCCCCGCCCCCCCAACGCCGCACGGAUGGUACGCUCCAGUCCGCCUGGCCCGGCUGCAGUGGAUGUUGCUAGAACCCACGCGGAGGAAGGAAGAGACGCAGACAGGCUGCGGUGACCCAAGCGGCCGCCCCUGCCUCAGGGACCCGUUCCCCGAGAGACGGCACCAUGACCCAGGGAAAGCUCUCCGUGGCUAACAAGGCCCCCGGGACUGAGGGCCAGCAGCAGGCAAACGGUGAGAAGAAGGAGGCUCCAGCAGUGCCCUCGGCCCCACCCUCCUAUGAGGAGGCCACCUCUGGGGAGGGGCUGAAGGCAGGGGCAUUUCCCCCAGCCCCCACGGCUGUGCCUCUCCACCCAAGCUGGGCCUAUGUGGACCCCAGCAGCAGCUCCAGCUAUGACAAUGGCUUCCCCACCGGAGACCAUGAGCUCUUCACCACCUUCAGUUGGGACGACCAGAAAGUUCGCCGAAUCUUCAUCAGAAAGGUUUAUACCAUCCUGCUGAUCCAGCUGCUGGUGACCUUGGGUGUUGUGGCUCUCUUUACCUUCUGUGACCCCGUUAAGGACUAUGUCCAGGCCAACCCAGGCUGGUACUGGGCAUCCUAUGCCGUGUUCUUUGCAACCUACCUGACCCUGGCUUGCUGUUCUGGACCCAGGAGGCAUUUCCCCUGGAACCUGAUUCUCCUGACUGUCUUUACCCUGUCCAUGGCCUACCUCACUGGGAUGCUGUCCAGUUACUACAACACCACAUCUGUGCUGCUGUGCCUGGGUAUCACGGCCUUUGUCUGCCUCUCAGUCACCAUCUUCAGCUUCCAGACCAAGUUUGACUUCACCUCGUGCCAGGGUGUGCUCUUCGUGUUGCUCAUGACUCUUUUCUUCAGCGGACUCAUCCUAGCCAUCCUCCUGCCCUUCCAAUAUGUACCCUGGCUCCACGCAAUCUAUGCAGUGUUGGGAGCAGGCGUGUUCACAUUGUUCCUGGCAUUUGACACGCAGUUGCUGAUGGGGAACCGACGCCACUCGCUGAGCCCCGAGGAGUAUAUUUUUGGAGCCCUCAACAUUUACCUAGACAUCAUCUACAUCUUCACCUUCUUCCUGCAGCUUUUUGGCACCAACAGGGAAUGAGGACCCCUCCCCGCCCCCUCCCCCCUCCAGAGAAUGCUCCCUUCCUGGACCUCUGACCCUCCCCUGUGCUCCUUUCGAGACCUGAUAUAAAAGUAGCUGCCAACCCA
Messenger RNA from Carlito syrichta (Philippine tarsier), 1258 nucleotides. RefSeq names its product Fas apoptotic inhibitory molecule 2 (gene FAIM2). Lineage: Eukaryota; Metazoa; Chordata; Mammalia; Primates; Tarsiidae. Gene Ontology annotation, cellular component: membrane; Golgi apparatus; endoplasmic reticulum. Gene Ontology annotation, biological process: negative regulation of apoptotic signaling pathway. The coding region runs from base 201 to 1151 and encodes 316 amino acids. The record is from RefSeq and is a predicted model, not a curated record. The transcript is spliced from 12 exons.